GAUCGUUCGUUUCGAGUGUCCUGGUUGCGCCAACGCCAACGCUUCUCUCGGUGGACCGAAGAGAGGCGAAGAGAGGCGAAGAGCAAGCCCGUCGAUUCUCUCUCUCGAAGCUCGAGCUCGCUGCUGAGCUCGAAGCUCGAGGGGGAUGAUGCUGUCCGUCCCAACUAACCAACUGUAUGGGAGAAUAUGCCCGGAUCCCGCCUCCCGUUGUGCGCAUAUCCUGGGGACCGGUGGGAGCGCCACGCGGCCGCACGUCAGCGUCCGAGUCACGCACCCGGGCAGCGGCCAGCGGGGCAUCUGCGGAACGAGCACGUCAGUAUCUGGAUCCGAUGCCGCUAUUUGGGGAUUCGAAGAGCGGGAGUAGGUGCGCGCUCCGUCAAACGUCACCGAGCGUCCGCGACAGCAGCCGCCCCUGCCGGAAUGACACGCGCGCACACCGAUGACGCCCUGCCGGAUUCUGGGUCGCCGCAAAUGCGUCCCGGUUGAGCUGCUCGUUCUCGAUGUCGUGAGGUCCGGACCUCGAGGUUUGGAGUUGGAUCGAGGGAUUUGCCGAUCUUGCGAGGCGCGUAUCGACUCUCGAAUUUGAUUGUGGCCACCGAUAGCGAAGAGGCGGCGGUGAAGAUGAAGGUGCUCGUGGCCGUGAAGAGAGUGAUUGAUUAUGCCGUGAAGAUCCGGGUGAAAGCUGAUAAGACGGGGGUGGAGAUGAAUAAUGUUAAAAUGUCGAUGAACCCGUUCUGCGAAAUUGCUCUGGAAGAAGCUUUGCGGUUCAGGGAAGCUGGAAAGGCAUCGGAGGUGGUGGUUGUGAGCAUGGGGGGUCCCCAGUGUGUUGAGACCUUGCGAACUGGUCUUGCCAUGGGCGCUGAUCGUGCCAUUCACGUUAGCACGGAGAUCCCUCUGUAUCCUUUAGCAGUUGCGAAACUGCUCCGAGCUGUUGCAGCGAACGAGCAGCCUCAGAUUCUUCUUCUUGGAAAGCAGGCUAUCGAUGAUGAUGCAAAUCAAACUGGACAAAUGGUGGCCGGAUUACUCAAGUGGCCGCAAGCAACGUUUGCGUCAAAGGUAUAUUUUGGCGACAAAAAUGAUGUCACUGUCGAGAGGGAGGUCGAUGGAGGUCUCGAGACUCUGAGAUUGCAGCUUCCGGCAGUUAUAACAACUGAUCUUCGCCUCAACGAGCCUCGAUAUGCCACGUUACCCAACAUUAUGAAGGCGAAGAAAAAAACCAUCAGUAAGUUGACACCUGAAGAACUUAAGGUUGAGAUCAAACCAGAUUUCAAGAUUCUGGAAGUUGUAGACCCUCCAAAACGGAAAGGCGGAGUGAUGGUUGGAUCUGUUGAUGAGCUCGUCGACAAGCUAAAAAACGAAGCUCAUGUAAUUUAAGGCCAUAGGAUCCGGUAAUAGUUCCUGCUUUGAUGUCAUCGAUCCACAGGUUUCACCUCACAAUUCUUGUGUACUGAGUUUCAGGUGGAUUUUUGCAUGGGAGGGGAUAGAUCUCGAAAACUAUACCGUGUCAGCCGCUCCUCGUAGUGCAGGCGUCAGUAAUGACUGUCUUUACGUGCUAGAAACGGCUCCGUGAGUUCUGUCGCUUUUGUAAAUACUAAAGGAGGAUACACCAUUGCUACUGUACAUGUCCCAGUCUCUAAUACCAGACCUGUAUAAUAAAUAUGUCAGUGUCAGAAGCAAACGUCAAAUUGACGUUUUAAACUUGGUAGCAGAAGAUGACGAUCCUUUUCUUUCUCUUCUCGGAUAAGUUGUACCAAGAGUGCACUUACUUUACUGUCUAACACCAACGCCCUGUGUAGUCUUUCGGAACGAUGCUCUAUACACUACCCCCAAGUCCGUCUUUUGCGUCUUUGGCAUCGCCAUCAACACUUUGAGGAAGAAGAAUUUGAGAAUAUAGCAGAUGUCAGAUACAGUACUGUGCAGGAUCCGAAGACGCCAAGUUGCUGGAAUAUUAAACUGUCUUCUGAGCUGAAACCCGGUAGUUACCCGCUCACUAACAGGAGUCAAUCGGUUCCACAACAUUUAACGGCCGCUGGAGGUUUAUGGGGGAAUCAGUGCCGGACCAGUGCAGUUUCUCAAGGAAGGAGUAGUAGUAUAUUAAUUUUGAGGAUAGCAGUGAGUAGCAAUAAUUGUGGAUUGAAGAUAUAACUGAAAACGUUUCUAAUUAGCAGCGGUGUACAUUUUAGCCUUAGUCCACUUACCCUUGAACGAGUCGGAGUUCAAGUGCGCUCACUUCUGUUUCACUGAUCAAAUUGAAGAAUCUCGAUGGCGUGUGCCACUCAUCGAAAGGCAGUGGAUAGUGUGGACAAAUUACAGGGAGCGAAUUUGAGUAUUCCCAUCGUAGGGUUCGGUGCACAGAGUCUCCCGAAGAAACCACGUCAUGUGCGGAUGACACGGAGCUCAGCACGUUUGCGCCACGCCUGGCUGCGUGAAUUCUCAACGCAGUACAAUGGGCGAGGACGUCCACCAUACUGCGUUGAUUUCGGAAUAAUAUGAGUUUGGGCCAGUAAGACUCCUUUGAGGCUCAUCGGACGGCCUCCGGCUUCCCAGCUGCGGUCCAGCAUAUACUCUGCACGCGACCACGUCAAACAUCUAUCUUAUGUCACUAUGACUACAGUAGUCGACUCU
Messenger RNA from Marchantia polymorpha subsp. ruderalis, 2625 nucleotides. The record is from the annotation of a GenBank genome assembly. NCBI's taxonomy places the organism in Eukaryota, Viridiplantae, Streptophyta, Marchantiopsida, Marchantiales, Marchantiaceae.